Messenger RNA from Xyrauchen texanus (razorback sucker), 3283 nucleotides. Its product is annotated as aminopeptidase N-like. Gene Ontology annotation, biological process: proteolysis; peptide catabolic process. The coding region runs from base 8 to 2992 and encodes 994 amino acids. NCBI's taxonomy places the organism in Eukaryota, Metazoa, Chordata, Actinopteri, Cypriniformes, Catostomidae. The transcript is spliced from 20 exons. Gene Ontology annotation, molecular function: zinc ion binding; metalloaminopeptidase activity; peptide binding. The record is from RefSeq and is a predicted model, not a curated record. Gene Ontology annotation, cellular component: cytoplasm.
UUCAAGCAUGGGGAAAGGUUUCUACAUCAGUAAAACUGUCGGGAUAGUGGGGAUUGUGCUAGCUGCUGGAGCGGUAGCCACAAUCAUAGCCCUCUCGGUGGUCUACUCCCAAGAGAAGGCCAAGAACAAUGAGAAUGAGGUUCAAGUGUCCACCCCAAGAACAACAGCAGCAACAGGUUUGGUUCCAACAACAUCAGGAACAAUCACAGGUUUGGUUCCAACAACAUCAGGAACAAUCACAGGUUUGGAUCCAACAACAUCAGGAACAAUCACAGGUUUGGUUCCAACAACCGCUCCAUCCAAUGAGCCUUGGGAUCAGUGGCGGCUUCCUCAAACCCUGCUUCCAGAAUCUUACAAUGUCACCCUAUGGCCACGGCUCCAGCCGGACCCUAAUUUGGGUGUCUACUACUUCACAGGGAUGUCCAGCGUGGUUUUCAAAUGUGUGCAAGAGACAGACCUCAUCCUCAUUCACUCCAAUAAGCUGAGAAUGACAAAAAAUGCCACCUUGAGAGCUCUCGAAAGCAUAACAGCUCCUUCCAUUGACUCAAUCUGGAUGCAGACGAAAACGCAGUAUAUGGUGAUUCAUCUGAAAGCUAACUUAACUGUUGGGGAAAGCUAUGAGCUUUACACCGAGUUCUCAGGAGAGCUUGCAGAUGAUUUGGGUGGCUUUUACCGAAGUGAAUAUGAAGAGAAUGGAGUUAAGAAAAUUGUCGCCACAACCCAGAUGCAGCCAACAGAUGCCAGGAAAGCUUUCCCCUGCUUUGAUGAACCAGCAAUGAAAGCUGUAUUCCACAUCACUAUUCUACACGAUUGGGGAACAACAGCCCUCUCCAAUGGCAUUGACACUGAAACCACCAACAUUACAGUGGAUGGCGUUAAUGUAACCAGAACCACAUUUGCGGCCACAGAAAAAAUGUCAACAUAUUUGUUGGCAUUUAUUGUCAGCGAUUUCAUAAGCAUUGAAAAAGGUGAUACAAAUCCUCAGGUUCGAAUUUUUGCCCGUCAAGAAGUGAUAAAUGCAGGCCAAGGACAAUAUGCACUUGACGUGACUGGACCAAUUCUCAAAUUCUUUGAGAUAUAUUUUAAUGCCCCCUAUCCACUGCCAAAAUCAGAUCAAAUCGCACUGCCUGACUUCAGUGCUGGGGCAAUGGAAAACUGGGGCUUAAUCACAUACAGAGAGACUGCCUUGCUGUAUGAUAAAGAAAUAUCCUCAAAUGCAAACAAAGAGAGCAUUGUUACUAUUAUUGCCCAUGAACUUGCCCACCAGUGGUUUGGAAAUCUUGUGACUAUAAGAUGGUGGAACGACUUGUGGCUCAAUGAAGGUUUUGCAUCCUACGUCGAAUAUCUUGGGGCGAAUGAAGCUGAACCAGAAUGGAACAUCACAGACUUGAUUGUUCUGAAUGAUGUGCACCGAGUUUUUGCCAUAGAUGCACUGGCCUCCUCUCACCCUUUGUCCUCUAAAGAAGAGGACAUCCAAAGACCAGAGCAAAUUAAUGAAGUGUUUGAUACGAUCUCCUACAGUAAGGGGGCAUCAGUACUAAGGAUGCUUUCUGAUUUCCUCAGUGAAACAGUGUUUACUGAUGGACUCAAAACCUAUCUAGAUUAUUUCAAAUUCAACAACACAGUUUACACAGACCUUUGGGACCAUCUUCAAAUGGCUGUGGACAAGACCAGCACCAGUCUCCCCAAAUCUGUGCGUGACAUUAUGGACCGUUGGGUUCUUCAAAUGGGCUUCCCUGUGGUCACUAUCAACACUACAACUGGCCAGAUCUCACAGAAACACUUCCUCCUGGAUCCUGACUCUGUUCCAAUAAGGCCAUCAGAAUUCAAUUAUGAGUGGUUUGUACCAAUUAAAUGGAUGAAAACAGGAGCAUUGCAAGAACCAUAUUGGCUGCUACAAAAAACUGCUCAAAACGAUGGAAUGAAAACAAAUGCAAAUGAGUGGAUUCUGGCCAACAUCAAUGUGGUAGGAUACUACAGGGUAAACUAUGAUGAUGAAAACUGGGAACGCCUCCUUAAUGCUCUCCAGACUUCUAAGGAGAACAUCCUCGUUAUUAACCGAGCGCAGAUAAUUGAUGAUGCAUUUAACCUGGCCAAAGCAGGAAUUGUUCCAACAACAUUGGCUCUCAGGACCACAAAGUAUCUCCAUUCUGAAACUGAGUACAUGCCUUGGGAGGCAGCCCUCGAUAACCUGGAAUACUUUUACCUGAUGUUUGAUCGCACUGAGGUUUACAGCCCAAUGCAGGCAUAUGUUAAAAAACAGGUAGAACCCUUGUAUGCAUACUUCGAUGUUCUUACACACUGGACAGAUGUUCCAGAAGGACAUACUGAUCAGUAUAACCAAGUAAAUGCACUCAGAGUUGCCUGCAACACUGGUGUGGAAGCCUGCAACACUCUAGUCAAAACAUGGUUCAAAGAGUUGCGGGACAAUCCUGCCGUCAACCUUAUAAAGCCCAACUUGAGGUCUACAGUGUACUGCAGCGCCAUUGCUGCAGGUGGUGUUGAGGAAUGGGACUUUGCCUGGGAAAUGUUCAGAAAUGCCACCAUUGCCUCAGAGGCUGAGAAACUGAGAGCUGCACUUGCAUGUACCAACCAGUCCAUGUUACUGACCAGGUAUCUGGAAUACACUUUGAAUUCAACUCUAAUUCGGAAGCAAGAUGCCACCUCUACCAUUAUCAGCAUUGCAAGCAAUGUGGUUGGCCAACCUUUGGCUUGGGAAUUUGUUAAGGCCAACUGGGCAUACAUUUUCAAUCAAUAUGGAGGUGGAUCUUUCUCUUUCUCCAAUUUGAUCAAUGGUGUGACAAAGAGAUUUUCAACAGAAGUUGAACUUAAAGAACUGGAGCAGUUCAGGGAUGACAAUGCUGAAGUAGGUUUCGGUUCUGCCACCCUCGCCAUCGAGCAGUCCAUCGAGAGGACUAGAGCAAACAUCAAAUGGGUCAAAGACAACCAGAAAUCCGUCUUAGAAUGGUUCAGUGAAGAAUCCAAGUCCUGACUAAUGCACAUACUGUAGUUUGUUUGCUUCAAGGUGAAGAGAAAAAAUGGCACUCAUUGGUUUGCUAGGUCUAAAUGGUUAGAACAGGAAAGGAAUGGCUAUUUAUUCUUGCAAUCUGUAUGUUUUAGAUUGUAAUAUUUUCCAGAUGUACUUUCGUCCUAUUACGUUGUAUACUGUAUGAAGACUUUCCUUAAAGAGUGCUUUGUUUUAUGAUUGUCAAAAUUUCCCAGUUGAUUAUUUUUGUAAAAUGUAUCAUUUUGGUAUUUUGUCCAAUGAAAAUAAACCAAUGAA